AUGGGUAAAAAACCAACAAAUCUAAAGAGUGAAACAAAACAUAAUACAGAGAAUAUUAAUAGAUUCAAUUCAAUGAUAUCUAUGUUUGAAGGUGAAAAUGAAGAGAAAGAAUCAACUAUAGUGCCAACAAAUAAUAGUACAGUAAAUACAGAGCAAACAACAAAUAUAGAUUAUAGUAAAUAUAAAGAUAAAAAGAGAUUGGUAGAGGAGCAACAACAAACAGAACAAGAUAACGAAUCAAAGGUAGACAAUCAAUCAUCAAAGAAAAAGAAACUGAAAAGAUUACCACCACCUCCACCCGAUCAUGAAGAGCAACCAAGUGGUGGCGCUGCAUCAGCUGCUGCCACAGAGGAGAUCAAAAAGUUGAAGGAUGAGCUGGAGAGAUUGCGUGAGGAGUUUGAAAGUCGUGAAGCAGAGAUUAAGCUACAGGAGAAAGAGUUUAGAAAGAAACUAAAGGAUAUUAAAGAGCAAAAGAAAGAGGUACAGUCUAUCCUCGAGAGUAGUGCACCCAAGAUAUUUGCAAAGCACGCCUCCAAAUCGAUUGCCAUUCCCGCCAAUAUCCUCGAUGACAUCACCUCUGAGGAAAUGGCAACCUAUCUCGUCGAGAUGAUCUCGAGAAUGGUAGUGUUGUUUGCUGUCGACGAGAUCAUUGUCUACCAAUCGGCACUGUCUAAUUCCACCUCUGACAAACUCAUGAAACUACUGGAAUACAUUGAAACACCGAGAAAUAUCCGUUAUCAUUUGUUUGACCUCGACGAUCCCGACUACAAAUUCGUUGAUAAACUCAAAAAGAUGGAAGCAGCACAUCACAAUACAACCAAUCGUUGGACACGUUACCGUGAGGGUGUAGUCACUGACAAGGUGGAAGCUGGAACAUCGCUGAUCGACGUUGGACUCGGCCACGGAAAGGAAGCUCUGGCCGACAAGAAACUACAGCCAGGAAUCAGAGUGACACUGGAGAUGGAAGAGGACAGUAAGAGUAGAGAACAAAACAAUAGCAACAGUAAAUAUAAGAAAGGUAAAUUGGUGUCGCCACGACAGGUUAAGGAGGCAGGACACUACUGGGGCUAUACAAUCAGACAUGUCAAAUCACUGGAUUCUCUCGACGCCGAGAGUCCCUAUGGAAGUUACGAUUGUCGUGUGCUUAUCUCUCAGGAUGCAUCGGCAGCCAGCUUGGAAUCGACCAACUUUGAAAACACAGCACAAAUGAAAAACAUUGUUUUGGUAUUCGCAGAGAACAAAGACACUCGUAUGGCCGAUACCAACUACACAGUCAACACUCUCGGCUCUGAAAUUCUCUCUAGAAGACCAAGAUUCGAAGAGACACUCACAAUUUCACUCACCAAUCUAACCAACAAACUAUAUUCUUCAGUGGUCGAGGUCCAUCAUUUGUAUGACGUUACAUUUUUAGUAAAUAAAAUUAAAGAUCAAGUCCUCAACGUAAUUAGUACGAGUAAUAACAUCAUACAGUUAACUUAUAUUUAUAUAAUAAAUAAUAUUAGUUUUUUGGCAGCAACACCUUUUUUGGAAUUCCGUUGCCCAAACUCAAACAUUGAAAUCUCUAUUGCGAGACAAACAACAACAUUUUCAACAUAA
Heterostelium album PN500 is the source of this 1596-nucleotide messenger RNA. RefSeq names its product RNA methyltransferase. Bases 1 to 1596 code for a protein of 531 amino acids. The transcript has 7 exons. NCBI's taxonomy places the organism in Eukaryota, Evosea, Eumycetozoa, Acytosteliales, Acytosteliaceae. The record is from RefSeq and is a predicted model, not a curated record.